Prosopis cineraria is the source of this 1446-nucleotide messenger RNA. Its product is annotated as benzyl alcohol O-benzoyltransferase-like. The record is from RefSeq and is a predicted model, not a curated record. Gene Ontology annotation, molecular function: acyltransferase activity, transferring groups other than amino-acyl groups. Lineage: Eukaryota; Viridiplantae; Streptophyta; Magnoliopsida; Fabales; Fabaceae. The transcript has 2 exons. Bases 124 to 1446 code for a protein of 440 amino acids.
UCUAUUAGUCCACCAAUAUAAAUAUAUAUCAUAUAGUACUAUCUCCAAAUAUAAGCCCGCUCAAGGAAACUACAAUAGCUUGGACUAGUUCUUUCUCGCUGCAACUUCAGUUUUUCAGGCAACAUGUCUGAUCAAGUGUUUACUGUGAUAAGGCAAGAACCAGAAUUGAUAGCUCCUGCUAGGCCCACCCCACAUGAGGUUAAGCUACUCUCAGACAUAGAUGACCAAGAUGGUCUUCGAUUUCAAAUCUCAGCAGUAUUCUUUUAUCCUGACAAGCCAUCCAUGGAAGGGAAGGACCCUGCUCACUCUAUCAAAAAGGCACUAUCUCAAACUCUAGUCUUUUACUACCCAUUUGCAGGUCGGCUCAGGGAAGGUCCUUGUCGUAAACUUAUGGUAGAUUGUAAUGAGGAAGGCGUCAUCUUCAUUGAAGCUGAUGCAGAUGUCACUCUUAAACAAUUUGGUCACCCUCUUCAACCUCCAAUCCCGUGUUUCGAAGAGAUCCUUUAUAACGUUCCUGGCUCAGAAGGAAUCAUCAAUUGUCCACUCUUGCUUGUUCAGGUUACACGGCUCAAGUGUGGUGGUUUCAUAUUAGCAUUUCGCCUGAACCACGCUAUGAGUGAUGCUCUUGGUUUUAUUCAAUUCUUGAAGGCCUUAGCAGAGAUUGCUCAGGGUGCUUGUGAGCCUUCCAUUCCCCCAAUUUGGCAUAGAGAGCUGCUAAAUGCAAGGGAUCCACCUCGUAUUACAUUCACUCAUCUUGAGUACGAGGAAGUGCCUAAUGAUACAAAAAUGACAAAAGACAUGUCCCACCACUCUUUCUUCUUUGGAUCCAACGAGUUAGAGGCCAUCCAUCAAAUGUUUCCCAAUGACCACCAUGGUCAACACACUACAUUUGAGGUACUUACAGCAUUCCUGUGGCGUCUUCGAACCAUAUCAUUGCAGCUUGAUCCAGACGAGGAGGUUCGUUUUGUGUGUGCAUGUAAUGUUCGUAGUAAGUCCAACCCUUCAUUUGUGCCUCUUGGUUAUUAUGGCAAUGCCGUUAUGUACCCCACCGUAGUUACCACUGCUGGGAAGCUGUGUGGAAACUCGUUUGAGUUUGCCUUAGAGCUAGUCAAGAAAGCGAAAAGUGAGGCAACAGUGGAGUAUAUACAGUCUGUAGCAGAUCUUAUGGUGAUUAGAGGGCGACCAAGCUUCAUUCUAACAAGGUCGUGGCUGGUCUCGAAUUUAACGCGUGUUGGGUUUAGAGAUGUAGAUUUUGGUUGGGGCAAGGCUGUAUAUGGUGGGCCUGGAAUUGCAGGUUUUGGACCUUUUCCUGAAAUAAGCUAUUUCAUUGCUUGUAAGAAUGCACAAGGAGAGGAAGGUGUUGUAGUGCCAAUUUGCUUGCCUGCGGAUUCUAUGAAGAUGUUAGUUAGAGAAUUAGAUAAAAUGCUUGGCAAUAAUCUUAGUUAA